UCUUUUUGUUAUCUAUGAACUUUGACUCCUGCAAUAUUGCACUGUUUUGGCUUUUCCUUCAUCUCCUCUGCUUGAGUAAAGGUGCUUCAUGGAUUUCUAGAUUAACAUGAAGCAUACUGACGUGGCGGUUGUUUUCGAGUGUUUGAACUAAAAUACCAAUAUGUUAACAUAUGUUCUUGGCCUUUUCUUUGCUCUUUGAUGUCUUAUUUCAUGCUUCUACUGACGAUGAUACACGUUUUUGGUUAGAAAAAAGGGUUAUGUAACCCUCCCGAUGUACUACAAGAGACGAAAGUACAGAAGCUCUUGUAACCGCUAUUUUCACUUCUUCUAUAAAUACAAACAACCCAACUAAGCACUUGUCUGUUCUGAUCAAUGGCAUCUCUUCAGUGCCUUAAUGCAUCCAAGUUCAAUAUGAGAAGAUAUGUUGUAAAAUUCAAAGCAAGUAACAGUGUAAGUUCAAAUGAAGAAAAGAAGCUGAGGAUAUUGAUUGCUGGUGGAGGUAUUGGGGGUUUAGUAUUGGCAUUGGCAGCUAAAAAUAGAGGGUACGAUGUAAAGGUGUUUGAGAGAGAUUUGAGUGCAGUGAGAGGAGAGGGUAGCCACCGUGGCCCUAUUCAACUUUCGAGUAGUGCCUUGGCAGUGUUGCAAGCUAUUGAUCAAAAUGUUGCCAACCGAAUUAUGGAAGCUGGUUGUGUUACUGGUGAUAGGAUCAAUGGCGUUGCUGAUGGCAUCUCUGGUCAAUGGUUCACCAAGUUUGAUCUUCUGACUCCAGCUUUGAAGAGGAGCCUUCCAAUCACUCGAACAAUAUGCAGGAUGGAACUGCAAGACAUAUUAGUCAAUAGUGUUGGUUAUGAUAUAUUGAGUAACAAAUCUAAAGUUGUGAACUUUGUAGAAGACUCUGACAAGGUCACUGUAAUCCUUGAGGAUGGACGGCAGUAUGAUGGCGAUAUUUUGGUUGGUGCAGAUGGAAUAUGGUCAGAAGUGCGUAUGAAACUCUUCGGGAAGCAAGAAGCAAGAUAUUCAGGCUAUACAUGCUACAGUGGGAUAACAAAUAUUGUGCCACAGUACAUCAAUUCUGUUGGGUAUCGAGUGUUCAUAGGAUUGAACCAGUACUUUGUUGCUUCAGAUGUUGGAAACGGGAAGAUGCAAUGGUAUGCCUUUUAUAAGCAACCACCUAUGAAGACAGAUCCUCCUGGAGGUAAACAUAAGAGGCUGCUUGAAUUGUUUGGACACUGGUGUGAUGAAGUAGUUACUUUAAUUACGAAGACAAUGGAGGAUAAGAUUUUAGGGAGAGACAUAUAUGAUAGAGACAUGAUGAGUAGAUGGGGUGUUGGACGUGUGACUUUGCUUGGUGAUGCUGCUCAUCCAAUGCAGCCAAAUCUUGGGCAAGGUGGUUGUAUGGCUAUCGAGGAUUGUUACCAACUGGUACUUGAGCUUGAUAAAAUUGUGAAAACAGGUUCAGAAGAAAUUGUCUCAGCCCUUACAAGUUAUGAGAAGAAAAGAAGGUUUCGAGUGAGUAUUGUGCACGCUGCAAGUAGAAUGGCAUCAAAAAUGCUAUCCACUUACCGACCUUACAUAGAAUUUGGAUCAGGUCCUAUCUCUAGGAUAACAAACCCUACACUUCACAUAGCACGUGCCUUUUUGCAGUUGUGUUUGCCUCUGUUCAUGACUUGGAUUAUAGCUGCUCCAUGGCUAUGGGUUGUGGUGAAAGAGGAAAAGAAGCAGUUGAAGUGAUAAUAUCAUUCUGUUCUGCCAACAUUUGUAUUAAAGCCUUGGCAGGCCAAGAAAACUGAGUUUUAUGUAUUGAACUGUAAUCUCAGGUCAGCCUGAGCUUGUUAAAUGACAAUAAUAAGGGUAAAAGAAUUAAUUA
Molecule: messenger RNA, 1867 nt
Organism: Pistacia vera
Lineage: Eukaryota; Viridiplantae; Streptophyta; Magnoliopsida; Sapindales; Anacardiaceae
Product: zeaxanthin epoxidase, chloroplastic-like
Exons: 10
Coding region: 373-1731 (452 amino acids)
Molecular function (GO): FAD binding
Source: RefSeq, a predicted model, not a curated record